AGCUUUUACAUUCGAAGCAGAGACCAUGUAUCGCAGUCAAAUAGUCCAUCUAAACUUGAGGCAACCACAGUUGAUGGAAACGGAUUUCAAUCAGGUAGGAUUCUGCGUCACGAUCAAAAUCCUUCAGACGUGCCCGAUCACGCGAUGUUGCCAGCGACGAUGGCAUGAAAAGAAGGAUGACUGCCAACUUCUUGGAAAUAUCAUAAUCAAAAUUCUUCCACAGGUUGACAGAGAUACCAUCCCAAGGACGAUUCAACAUGGCUUCACGCCAGUUCUUCGACCCGGUGGUCUUGCUACGGAUAACCCCACUCAUAACAGCUUCGACAACGCUGUCAUACUGCUGGGCUCAGAAUGUGUUCAUCAGCAUUUUCACUCGAGAGAGAAACAGAGAAAAGAGCAAUUCACUCCUUCCAACAUAUGUCGAAGAUUGGUUUUGAGGGUACACUGGCCAAUUAAUCGCAACCUAUACUGCCACCGCUCUGACUGCAGGAGCAAAUUUUUAUCAUGAGUAUCGAAGCAUUGCAGCACCAGAUUCUGCUAGAUGGUACGCAGCUGGAGCAAUACUUAGUGUGGCUCAUUUUGCAUUCGUACCUGCGGUGGCUUGGAAGUUCGCAGCCAUCAUCAACCAUGAGACGAAGGGAAACAGCGUCAAAGUGCUAGAUGAAUGGCUCAAGGUUCAUCGUAUCCGAUCCCUGACAGUGAAUGUCCUUAGCUGGGGAUGUUUUCUUGUUGCAGUCUUGAAGUCUCUG
Messenger RNA from Aureobasidium pullulans EXF-150, 749 nucleotides. RefSeq lists its product as uncharacterized. The transcript has a single exon. The record is from RefSeq and is a predicted model, not a curated record. The coding region runs from base 26 to 508 and encodes 160 amino acids. NCBI's taxonomy places the organism in Eukaryota, Fungi, Ascomycota, Dothideomycetes, Dothideales, Saccotheciaceae.